CUAUGAUAGAACAACUUUACAAUUCAGAAAUGAUCAAGAUAAAAUUAGAUAUUUUCUUGAUACAAAAUAUAUAGAGGCAUCUAAAGCAGCUGUUGUACUUGAUCUGAAAGAUGAAGCUGCUGCUGUUCUUGCUCAAGCUGAAUAA
Racocetra persica is the source of this 145-nucleotide messenger RNA. NCBI's taxonomy places the organism in Eukaryota, Fungi, Glomeromycota, Glomeromycetes, Diversisporales, Gigasporaceae. The record is from the annotation of a GenBank genome assembly.